CAUGUUUUAUGGCUUUUAAAGUCUUGUUUUCAAAGCAAUUCACUGGAAGUGUUAAUCACUUCCUAAUCAUAUCUGUGACCAAAUCCAUCACAAUUGAUGUGUUUAUUAUCUGCACACAAAUUACAUGCCAUUUGUUUGGACGCAAUGUUAAGGAAAUGUUUCAGACUCUUAGCCAUUAAUAAUCGUCACUUGAGUUCACAGAUCAGUGUUAAGACCAGCGAAGAUGUGACUAAACGUAGUGAUGGGAGAGCCGUGUCUGCGGCAGAGGGUCUUCAACACAAGACUUUGACACAACAGGAGAGGCAGGAAUUGGCGAAAGUCAUCAAAAGUCCCGUUCAUAUGGACUCGUAUUGGGAGAUGAAGUUGGAGGAGAAGAUCCCGCAGAAGGUGAAGUGGUUGGACUCAAAGGGAGGCCUUUCCGUCGACCUCUUGGCCGCAAUGGCCCACAAGUUUGACUUCUCUCUGCAGGGCAUCAAACGGCGACUCCGCUAUUGGAUUGCCUUCAGAGAGAUUUAUAACCAGAGGUAUAUCGCCAGAAGACAUGCCAUAUUAGGUCCCGAGUUGGCGGUCUCUCACUUUGUGGUCUACAGGGGCGGCAAAGUUAGAUUCAGACGUAUUUACCAUUCAUUAAAU
Oppiella nova is the source of this 633-nucleotide messenger RNA. Lineage: Eukaryota; Metazoa; Arthropoda; Arachnida; Sarcoptiformes; Oppiidae. The record is from the annotation of a GenBank genome assembly.